Molecule: messenger RNA, 564 nt
Organism: Schistocerca gregaria
Lineage: Eukaryota; Metazoa; Arthropoda; Insecta; Orthoptera; Acrididae
Product: protein NYNRIN-like
Exons: 2
Coding region: 1-564 (187 amino acids)
Biological process (GO): DNA integration
Molecular function (GO): nucleic acid binding
Source: RefSeq, a predicted model, not a curated record
AUGGCUGAAGGAAAGUGGCGUGAGGCAUUUUCAAUGAAGGACAUCACUGCAGAAACUAUAGCUCAAACAUUUUUUCGUGGUUGGAUUGUCCGGUUUGGAGUUCCACUGAGAAUUACAACUGAUCAAGGACGGCAAUUUGAAGCCUACGUUUUCAAAGCAUUGGCUACAUUAUUAGGUACGAAGUGCAUACGCACCACGGCAUACCACCCAGCAUCAAAUGGCAUGGUUGAGCGUCUUCAUCGACAGUUAAAGGCAGCACUGAGAUGUCACGCAACACCGAAUUGGACAGAGAGACUACCUAUCGUACUUUUGGGUCUACGAACGUCAUUCAAAAGUGAUCAGAAAGCAACAGUAGCAGAACUGGUGUAUGGACAAACGUUACGCCUACCUGGAGAAUUUCUGCGCAGCAUAGCAGAUGAUACAAUCACAGCCUCAGAAUUCGCCACAAGAUUAAGAGAGCAUAUACGCCAAUUGAGACCAACAAUGCCCAGAAACCAGCUUGGAAGACACUCGUUCGUUUUUGCGGAGCUAGACAACCACCAUAUGACGGACCAUAUCUGGUAG